Messenger RNA from Prorocentrum cordatum, 1399 nucleotides. Lineage: Eukaryota; Dinophyceae; Prorocentrales; Prorocentraceae. The record is from the annotation of a GenBank genome assembly.
AGUGAGUCAGGCAGCGGGAGGCCCACGCACGGCGGCGCGCGCCCAGCUCGCGCUUGGCGCGCGCAUGUGGCCCAUGGCGGACCCCGAGCCCGACGGCAAGCGGCGCUGGGCUGCGGCGUCGGCGCGCACGCUGGCCAGGCGGCGCCGACGCGCAUGGCGCGCCGCUGUCGGCGAGUCGCGGGCGCUGGCCAUCAGCAGGAGGGUUGACAUUUUCAGGAGGUCGCUUGGGGCCCAUUGGGCCCUAGGCGACGCGCUGGGCGGCCAUGAGGCCUCGAUCAUGGCUGCGGUGGGAGCGGCCAAGCUCAUCGGCCUGGACGAGCUCGCGGCGCUGGCCGAGGAGCUCGGCAUCUCGGCCAACUGGGCUCGGCACGCUGCACCGCCUGGCCUGGCGCGGCUCCGCAAGGUUCCCUCGGGGAUCGUGGCGACGGAGCUGGAGAAGUUCCGCGCCCGACUCCAUUCCCCCGAGUUCGUGGUGGUCACCUCGCUGAUGGCGGAGGCGCGCCCGUCGCAGUGCGACGACGGGGACGAGUUGGAGUCGGAGAGGCAGCAUGAGCAGGCCGUUCGGACGGCGCUGGCGUCCACCAGCGGCAACGCCGGCGAGGGCUUGGAGGUGGCAGCAACGGCUUCCGAGGUCGAGGAGGGCGUCGCCCCCAGCUGCCCCGACUACCAGCAUGAGCGCGGCAAUGAGCAGGAGUACGAGGAUCUGACGAUGCGCCCCGACGUGGUCGAUGCCGUGGUGGAUGGCGACCCCAGGGGCGAGGACAUCGGCCUGCUGGAUGCCGUGCUGGAUGUGCCCGCUGGCGGCCUGAGCAUCGGGACUGGCCCCGCUGGCGAGAGUCUGAAGGAGGAGCCGUGCGUGUUCGACGUCACGGACGAGGAGCCGAUGGACCCUGCGGUGCUCGCGCCCGUGCGCGCGAUGGAGCGCGCCGUCCCGCGGGCAGCCCCUGGUGUUCCGCCGAGGGGCUUGGUCGAGCAGUGGGGCCACGUCGGCAAGAAUCCGGAGCCAGCUGGCAGCCCGUGCGAUCGUUGGGCAGCCCUGGCUGGCGAUGAGGACGACGGCAUCGGAGAGUACGACGCCGACCCCGUCCAUUUCGGCGGCACGGUCCAUGCGUGUGCGCCCAUCGCACGGUCCCCCGUUGUACACGCCCCUGACGAGAAGUCGAUUGGUGUGAGAGGCAGCGGCGGUCUGUGAGUGGCGCGAGGCGCAGCUGUGCUGGCAGCGGCGUCACCGCUCGGCCGCUCCCUGAGUGGCAUCCCGUUCGUCGCGAUGCUGCUGGGCGCGUGCUUCGUGGUCUACGUCGCGGCUGGGCGGGGGAGGAGCUCCCACAGGCUCGUGUCCUGUGGGCCUCCCCCGAGGCCAAAAGACGCAACUCAUUGUUGCUCCGCUUGAGUCCCGCUU